AUGUCUGCCCAGCAAAAAUACAGAAUUGAAAAGGACACCAUCGGUGAAAUUGAAGUUCCCGCGGACCGUUAUUGGGCAUAUUUUAGGUCUCUGCAAAAUUUUGACAUCGGCGGGUCGACAGAACGCAUGCCUGAGCCUUUGAUAAAGGCAUUCGGUGUGCUGAAAAAAGCGGCUGCCACGGUCAAUAUUAACUAUGGUCUUGAUCCAAAAAUAGGUAAGACCAUCAUCGAGGCCGCUGAUGAGGUAAUUGAAGGAAAGCUUUUAGAUCACUUUCCGCUGGUGGUGUGGCAGACCGGUUCCGGGACGCAGACCAACAUGAACGUCAACGAGGUAAUCGCGAAUCGUGCCAUUGAAAUGUUAGGCGGCCAGCUCGGUAGCAAAAAUCCCGUUCACCCUAACGACCACGUAAACAUGAGUCAGUCAUCCAACGAUACCUUUCCAACCGCAAUGCACAUAUCCGCUUCGGUCGAGAUCAACAAUAAACUUAUUCCGGCCUUAACAAAUUUGCGUAACGCUCUCGCCGAAAAAUCCGAAGCUUUUGCGAAUAUAAUCAAGAUCGACGUUCUGAUUGAUUCUUCUGUAAAGUUUGAAGCGCUGGCAGCGCAUGACGUGAUAGUUGAAGUUAGCGGUGCCCUUAAUACUGUCGCCGUUUCUUUAAUGAAAAUAGCCAAUGAUAUACGUUUCCUUGGCUCCGGACCUCGAUGUGGUUUGGGUGAACUCUCCCUACCCGAAAAUGAGCCUGGUUCUUCUAUCAUGCCGGGAAAGGUCAACCCAACUCAAUGCGAAGCCGUAACAAUGGUUGCGGCCCAAGUAAUGGGGAACAACACCACCAUCUCUAUAGCCGGAUCAAACGGUCAUUUUGAGUUAAAUGUUUUUAAACCUGUUUUAAUAAAAAAUCUGUUGCAUUCAGUCCGUAUCCUGGCAGAUGCCAGUGAAUCUUUCAGAAAGAAUUGUGUUGUGGGAAUAAAAGCUAAUGAAAAGAGGAUUAAUGAAAUUAUGAAUCAGAGUUUGAUGCUUGUGACAGCGUUGAACCCACAUAUUGGGUAUGACAAAGCAGCGGCUGUUGCCAAGAAUGCACACAAAAACGAUUUAACACUUAAAGAAUCCGCUCUUCAGCUGGGUGUGCUUAAUGAGGAGCAGUUUAAUGAAUGGGUCAAGCCAGAAAAAAUGCUUGGUAAAGUUGUAAAUUAA
Acaulospora colombiana is the source of this 1191-nucleotide messenger RNA. The record is from the annotation of a GenBank genome assembly. Lineage: Eukaryota; Fungi; Glomeromycota; Glomeromycetes; Diversisporales; Acaulosporaceae.